AUGAAGGGUUCGGUGUUGAGUGAAGACAAGAAUCUAAUUAAUGUGGUAAUCGAAUCGGAUCCUCCUGGCACUCCUUGGAAUUUAAUGGGAGUUUAUGGCCCGCCCACUUUAGCGGGGAAAGAAGCCUUCUGGAACAGAAUUGGUGAUGUAAUUAUGAACAAUGUGAAUCCUUCUAUGAUUAUCGGUGAUCUUAAUGGUACCCUUGCGGACCAUGAGAAUCUUCACUACUCAAACUGGAGGAAUCCAGCCCGUUACUCGUUUGAUUUGAGACGUAUGGUUGCUAGAACAGGCAUUGUAUAUUUGGGGUCACAAGGAGGAAAGUUCACUUGGUUUCAGAAAUCCAAAGUCAUAGGGGGAGGGUGCGGUUUAAAAAGAGCUCGUCUUGACAGAGCUUUGGCAUCGAUAGAGUGGAGAAUGCCGUACCCGAGUGGUAUCACUCAUGCACUUAGUGCAGCUACUUCAGACCAUAGACCGAUUCUUCUCGACACGAAUGGGGGAGCCAACUGCAGUAAAUCUCAAUUCAAGUAUGAACUAAUGUGGGGAAGAGAUCCUAAAUGCCACUGGGUAGUCAAGAAUGCUUGGAAGGAGAAGCUUCAUCAACAUCCAAUGAUUAAUUUCUACCGAAAGCUUAAGAAGACAAAGGAACAUUUAGCGAGGUGGAACAAAGUCCAUUUCAAACAAAUCAGACACCAAGUAAAUGAGGCUAGAUCAUCACUCCAACAACUCAAAGGUCUGGACAACGUAAAUGGGGAGGACCUAACAAAAGCUAGACAUAGUUUGAACGAAGCCCUCGCCAAGGAAGAGAUUUUUUGGAGACGAAAAUCUAGAGUCAAGUGGCUGCAACAGGGAGAUAGCUGCACAAAAUUCUUCAUGGCUACCACUGUCAUCCGACGGAGGAGAAAUUACAUCCAACAGGUUUGGUUGGAAGAUGGAGGGUGGGAGAGAAACCUAAAUAACAUCGCAAAUUUGUUUGUUGAAAGAUUCAGCAACACAUACAUUGACAAAAAAUCAGUUGACCUUCCAUCACUAAAUUUCCUAGAGGAUUGUGGUAUUUCGACUCAAGUUAAUGAGCUUCUGAAAGCUUCCCAACCGACUUGGAAAUUGAGAGGUGCAUCCGAUCUAUGGGACAAGAAAGAGCCCCUAGACCCGACAGAAUGUCCACGGGGUUCUAUAUACAGCAUUGGGCAACGGUAA
This is a messenger RNA of Cannabis sativa, 1194 nucleotides long. RefSeq lists its product as uncharacterized. The coding region runs from base 1 to 1194 and encodes 397 amino acids. Lineage: Eukaryota; Viridiplantae; Streptophyta; Magnoliopsida; Rosales; Cannabaceae. The record is from RefSeq and is a predicted model, not a curated record. The transcript has a single exon.